AGGGUGUAUCGCCAGCAAGCAAAGAGUGUGAACCGGAAAACAGAGCAAAGAGCACAGCAUAUCAGGGUGGAUCAUGGGUCGCCGAGCUGUAGCGAAGUUGAUCAGCUCGAUUGUGUCACGCGCCGAAUCAUCUUCAUCGCCGUCACUUCCUUCUUCUUCCACUCAGAUCCGCCAUUUCACGUCAGCGCCACCCUCUCCUGCCGUUUUCGUUGACAAGACCACACGCGUCAUCUGCCAAGGCAUCACCGGCAAGAAUGGCACUUUCCACAGUGAGCAAGCCAUCGAAUACGGAACCAAGAUGGUGGGCGGUGUAACACCAAAGAAGGGUGGGACUGAACACCUAGGACUUCCUGUGUUUAACACUGUUGCUGAAGCAAAAGCUGAAACAAAGGCAAAUGCUUCAGUCAUCUAUGUUCCUCCACCAUUUGCUGCAGCUGCCAUUUUGGAGGCAGUGGAAGCUGAGUUGGAUCUUGUUGUCUGUAUCACUGAAGGGAUUCCUCAGCAUGAUAUGGUACGAGUGAAAGCUGCUCUUAAUAGACAGUCUAAGACUCGUCUAAUUGGACCAAACUGCCCUGGUAUCAUCAAGCCUGGUGAAUGUAAAAUUGGAAUCAUGCCAAGUUACAUUCAUAAACCUGGUUGUAUAGGAAUUGUUUCUCGUUCUGGCACCUUGACGUAUGAAGCGGUUUUCCAAACAAGUGUUGUUGGACUUGGACAAUCCACUUGUGUGGGCAUAGGUGGAGAUCCUUUUAAUGGAACGAACUUUGUUGAUUGCGUGGAGCGAUUCCUAGCAGAUCCACAGACUAAAGGCAUAGUUCUCAUAGGAGAGAUAGGGGGAACUGCUGAAGAAGAUGCUGCUGCACUAAUUAAGGAAAGUGGGACUCAGAAGCCUAUCGUCGCAUUUAUUGCUGGAUUAACAGCUCCCCCUGGCCGUCGCAUGGGUCAUGCUGGAGCCAUUGUGUCAGGUGGCAAGGGCACUGCUCAGGACAAAAUUGAGACUCUGAGGGAAGCUGGGGUCAGAGUAGUUGAGUCGCCUGCUAAAAUUGGAUCUGCCAUUCUUGAUUCUUGCUUGAGGACCUUGGUGGGAUAGUUUCAGAAAUUUGACCUCAUCCAAUUUUAUCACUAGUUCAAGACUUCUCAUAGUUGGCUUUCUGUGUCAAAGAGCUGAGAACAUUUUACUUCUGUUGACAAAUUAUUGGAUCGCUCAUCCACUUUCAUUUGGAGACGAAUUCAUUGAAGUAAAAUGAAAGCAAUUCAAGAUUCUUAUUGUAUUUCUUUUGUGACUGUUUUGAAAACACUGAAACAGUGAAAAAAAAUAAUGAACGCUUCACUGAUUCACACUAAUGUGAACUUCAGACUUUCCAA
This is a messenger RNA of Prosopis cineraria, 1362 nucleotides long. Its product is annotated as succinate--CoA ligase [ADP-forming] subunit alpha-2, mitochondrial-like. The transcript is spliced from 7 exons. The record is from RefSeq and is a predicted model, not a curated record. NCBI's taxonomy places the organism in Eukaryota, Viridiplantae, Streptophyta, Magnoliopsida, Fabales, Fabaceae. Gene Ontology annotation, cellular component: mitochondrion; succinate-CoA ligase complex (ADP-forming). Gene Ontology annotation, molecular function: succinate-CoA ligase (GDP-forming) activity; succinate-CoA ligase (ADP-forming) activity. Gene Ontology annotation, biological process: tricarboxylic acid cycle. The coding region runs from base 74 to 1087 and encodes 337 amino acids.